Messenger RNA from Strongylocentrotus purpuratus (purple sea urchin), 3517 nucleotides. RefSeq lists its product as uncharacterized. Gene Ontology annotation, molecular function: protein binding. Bases 533 to 3517 code for a protein of 994 amino acids. The record is from RefSeq and is a predicted model, not a curated record. NCBI's taxonomy places the organism in Eukaryota, Metazoa, Echinodermata, Echinoidea, Camarodonta, Strongylocentrotidae. The transcript is spliced from 7 exons. Gene Ontology annotation, biological process: signal transduction.
GUUUCGGAGGGGGAUUAAGGGGAUUACGGUAGGGGAAACAAAAGACGCGUGGUGCCACGGAUGGCUUCGAAGGGGCCUCUUGGACGGGAUCUCCAUUCAUUACAGUUUCCUGGUCUACCUGUCCCGGGAUUCGGAUUGUGGAUAAUAACAUAUUUCUGCACACGGAAUCUGUAUUGUGAUUCAUUUCUGGGGCAAGUAUUUUCCGAGCAAUGCGUGUUUCAACAUAGUGCCAAUACCGGAUUCGCCAUUUUAAUGGACACCAACUCUCCUGUUUCUGAUCGUGCGAAAUAAAAGUAUUUCAACGUCAUUUUGUUUCUUCAUGACACGUGUAAGAACAAACCUUUCAAAUGAGUUGUUACUUGUUACUCUGGCUGGAAUUUAAACAAGAUACAUGGGAUUCCUUGGCAGCUGGGAUGCAUUUAGUUAACACAGUCAACACUGCUGACGAGGAGAAAGACUGAAGGCCUCACGCGUUUCGUCGUUUGUUAAAUGGACUUAGCACAGAAUAAGGACAACGCAUCUGGAUGUCACCAUGCCUGUGUCUCUCGGUGAGUGGCGUGUUAGGAUUGGAACGUUUAUACGUCGGCGGAAGAAAGAAUAUGACUACAACUACUUUUGGAACAAACUUGUCAACUUGAUAAAAAGAGCCAAGAAUGUUCAGUCACCCGAAGAAAACAACUCAGAAUGUAACGCUUCACCUCGCACUUCUCAGACUCCUUCACAAUGUGACGGUCCUGAGUGUGAUGCUGUCAAGGAGAGUGGAUCCUCAUGUGAUGUAAAAGGCCCCGGACCUACCGAGGUCUCUCACUCUGAGUCUUCGUGUGCUGAAAACAGUGGUUCUCCAACGGCAAAUGAGACCAACCCUGUUCGUGAUACUACUGACAUGCAGAACCCAGAUCCCCGGCCAUGUACGGGAGACACAGUGGACAAUAGAGACAUAGCCAUUAAUCUCAUGUCACCUAAAUACCCCCCUGAAUCCACUCAAAUAAGUAACACAGACCAACCUGAAGUUGGCACAGAGUCGUACUCACAUGUACCUGCAGCCGUUCCUGGUGAGCCAGAUUGUAUCAAACUAGACAAGGAGGAGACAUCAAACUCUGUAUCGUCGGGGAAAGAGGACCACUCAUGGGGCUUAUCACCUAAACCCAGGCAAGAUACAACGAGAUACACCGAGCAAACAACACCAUCUAUCAAGGAAGUAACGGAAUAUCAUGGAUCACUGACUUAUUCCGUCCCCGGCGGUGAAGCAGAUGCAGUCAAAGGGAAUGACUGUCCAGACAUGAACAACAUAUUCCUAUUGAGAUCCGGUGAUGUAGAACGAAACCCAGGUCCGAAUGAUAACCCUGGAAGUCUGACCGAGUUUGAGCUCUAUCUCCUUGCCGACGGUAUGGAUCCCUCAGAUUUCAGGAAGGUCGGACUAGCUUUAAGAUUUACUGAGGCUCAACUAAGCCGGUUUGAGAAAGACAUGCUUGGCAAUUCCAUGCAAGCUACCUAUCAGAUGCUUUAUCAAUGGCGGAAGACAGUACGUGAAAGCGAGGCGAGGGAGAUACUAGUCAACAAAUUAGAAAUCAUUAAGCUGGUUCAACUUGCUGAUAGUGUACGGAAAGGUGAUCAAAUACCGUCAAUUACAGAGGAGGAAAUCCAACGGGUUGCUGAAGAGGUCAAACACUAUUUGACAAUUCAUCUAUGUCAGAUUCAAGCCGAUCCACUAAACAGCGAACUUCUUCUUGAAUUUAAACGUAUCUUUACCAAUCUAACAUUGAUGGAAGAAGACAAAGGUACAAAACGCAAGACACCGCUUCUCUACGACAACCUCCUCAAGACCAAAGUCAACGGAAUCUAUCCCAAACGCUUGUUGGUAGAAGGUGAAGGUGGUGUAGGGAAGACCACAUUUUGCGCCAAGAUCGCUUGGGAUUGGAUCCACGGAAAAGGCUACAAAGAUUUCAAACUGGUUCUUGUCAUCCUCCUUCGCAAGGCAGAGGACAAGACUGUUGGAGAGAUAGUGAAGUCGUAUCUUUCUGACAACAAUCCGGUCACAGCCAAGCAGCUAGACAAGUACAUCCUCUCAAAUCCGGAUUACGUCUUUCUUGUUCUAGACGGCCUAGAUGAGUUUGCUGUCGAUAUUAAGAUCAUUCAGCAAAUCACCCUGAUCACUCUUAAUAAGCUAUUCAAGUCAGGGACAGUACUAAUCACAUCACGGCAAUGGAGAUCAGAUGUUAUUAGAAAGGAUACCGAUCUCAGAAAGGUGUAUGCUUUCAUUGCUGUGGAAGGUUUCUCUGCUGAAAACCUCUCUUCUUACAUCACCAAGUUCUUUCAUCCAGACACAGCUUCCUCUGAAGAUCUGAAUCGAUUCAUAUCGAACAACGACGUGAUCGCAGAGAACAUGGCCCCCUACCCCAUAUACACAGCCAUGCUGUGCAUCAUGUGGAAAGACUUUGAUGGGGAGCGCCGAGAGACAAUGUCCAAGCUGCAAACAUUCUCCCAGCUUUUUGAUGAAAUGAUCCACUUUUUAGUUGAUCAUUACCUCUCAAAGCUCGUUGUGUCCUCAGCUGAUGAUGAUGGAGAAUUGGAUAGGAAUCGCUCGAGAAUCUUUCAUCAUGUUAUUCACAUAGGUUGUGCUGCUUUCCGGGGACUUGAGAACAGACAGUUGGUGUUUAGAGAAGAAGAGUUUCAGAGCUCUCCGGGGUCUGUUGAGACAGGUUGUAAAGUUGGGGUACUUACUAAAGAAAAGCAUAUUCCUUCGAGGAGAGAAAGAAGACACCAUUCCCAUUCUGCAGUCUCAUAUGUGCAGUUUCCCCAUAAGCUCUUCCAGGAGUAUCUAUCUGGAAUGUAUCUCACAUCUCUUUACAACUCAGACCGUAAUGAGUAUAACAGGUUGAUAGCGAGUAUCAUAAACAACGCAAGGGAAUACCGGUACCUACUGUACUUCACCUCGGCUCAGAAGAAGGAGGUCGGCUCGGAUAUCGUAUCUCGUCUCAUAGCGUCGAAAAGAGAGGGUGUUGAUGAUAACUUCAUUGUAGAUGUAGCAUACGAGAGCCAAGACCAAGCAGUGGCCAAAGCAGUGGCGGAUCAUCUCUCCUCUGAGUCCAGGAAGACACUGAAGAUCACCAAGGAGAUGCAGGCACACACAGUAUCAGGACACAUUUUCAUCAUGAAUCAUCGUGAAGUGGAUCACCUGAUUAUUGGGAAGUCGUGUGGUCGGACGGCUUCAGAGGACCUGGCUGAAUUAAUUUGCUCAUCACGAUCACUGAGAUCUGUGACGAUCGAUAGGACUAUGCAUGAUGUCUUCUACUCGGUGCUUGCGAAUAAAGCAGUCGAUUCCAAGAUUGAGACUCUUUACAUCCGGUGUGAGGAUCUCAGUAAUCGUCCCUCUGCAUCAUGUGAUAUCGCUCAGUUCAUCUGUAAGACGCCUCAUCUAAAGAAACUGACACUCCGCGGUGGGGGAGACGACUCGCUACAUGAUGACUUCUAUUCAAUAUCUUCGUCGAUGGCAUCGUCUGCAAAGGUAUUGAUCUGA